AUGGGUGACUGGAUGCAUAAUAUUGUUUUGCUUUACGUUAGAUUUGGUAGAUUUGAAUGGAUACAAAUGCUAAAGCUGCAAAAACUGGUGGAGAUAUAAGCAUGACGGAGAACAAGAAAGCACCCAGUGAUCUCAUUAUUAACAUCAAUGAAAAAGAUACAAAAUUACCAAAUUUAGAUGCUUCUAAGGAUCAUAAAUCUAAACUUUCAGCAGAUUCACCUCGUAGAAUAUCGCAUGAUUCGCCUUACAGUGCUCCUAAUGUGGGGCCAAUGAGUUGCUCUUCACCAGAUGUGGGGUUCAGUCCCGGAGCAAACAGGCCUCCAAAAAUUCCAACUGAGACACUUACUAGACGAAAAUCGUUUUCAAGGUCAAUUUACUCUAAGCCAAAGUCGAGAUUUGGUGAACAAUCUGUACCCCUUGAUACUAAGAUGUUUGAAGAGAAUGGAUCAUCAAUGCAAGAACAUGUAAUAUCAAGUCGGGGUUCGCCUAUUAAUGGAAUUGAUGCUAAUAGUACUAGUACUAAGGAAAAUAUUAGGACAUUGUCAAUAACACCUAAGACGCCCUUGAUGUCAUCACCUGGUGGUUUCAGAGGAGUGGAUGAGGAUGAGGAGAUAUUUAAUAGAGUGAACAGUAGAAAGAAGUUGAGGCACAGGAAAGUGAAAGCUAAGGUUUUGGCUGAAUGGUUUUUGUUUCUCUGCAUUGUUGGGUGUUUAAUUGUUAGCUUAACUGUUGAUGAGUUGCAGCAGUGGAUGCUUUGGGGUUUGAGAAUUUGGAAAUGGUGUGUGCUUGUUUUGGUUACCUUUAGUGGCAUGUUGGUUACUAAAUGGUCAAUUCAUUUUGUUGUUUUGUUGAUUGAGCUCAACUAUUUACUGAAAAAGAAGGUCUUGUAUUUCGUUUAUGGCCUGAAGAAGAGCGUUCGGGUCUGUAUAUGGCUGAGUUUGGUUCUUGUCACUUGGGUUUUGCUAUUUCGAGAAGGGGUUGAGCGAACCCGUCUGACCACCACGAUUUUGGAUUAUAUUACCUGGACUAUUGCUUCGUCACUCAUUGGUUCAUUCUUGUGGCUCUUCAAGACUUUGCUGCUAAAAAUAUUGGCAUCUUCAUUCCAUGUCAACUCCUUCUUUGAUAGGAUUCAAGAAUCUAUCUUCCACCAGUACAUUCUAUUCACCCUAUCCGGCCCCCCAGUCAUGGAGUCAGCUCAGAUGUUGGGGAAAACAAACAGUAAUGCAAGUCAAUUCAGUUUUCGCGUGACAAAGAAGGGGAAGGAAGGCAAGGAAAAGAAGGAGAAAGAGGUGAUUGAUAUCAACAAACUCCAUCAGAUGAAGCAAGAAAAAGUUUCUGCUUGGACCAUGAAGAUGUUAAUUGAUACGAUAUCUAAUUCUGGUCUCACCACUCUUUCAAGUGCAAUCGAUGAAACUGUCUAUGACAGAGUUAAUGAACAGACAGAUAAAGAAAUUACCAAUGAGGAGGAAGCAAUUGCUGCUGCAUAUCACAUCUUCAGGAAUGUAGCUCAGCCUGGUUGCAACUACAUCGAUGAAUUCGACCUAAGGAGAUUCAUGAUUAAAGAAGAGGUGGACUUUGUAUUCCCAAUGAUUGACACGGCUGAGACUGGACAGAUUAACCGGAAAGCUUUGACAGAAUGGGUGGUGAAAGUUUACAAAGGUCGCAAAGCACUAGCGCAUGCUCUGAAUGAUACCAAAACUGCUAUAAAGCAAUUGAACAAGCUAGUUACAGUGAUCCUACUUCUUGUUAUCAUAAUAGUGUGGCUUCUCUUGACUGGAAUAGCAACAACCAAAGUGCUUGUCGUUCUCUCAUCACAGCUUGUUCUGGCUGUAUUUAUAUUUGGAAACAGUUGCAAGACUGUUUUUGAAGCUAUCAUAUUUGUAUUUGUAAUGCAUCCUUUUGAUGUGGGUGAUCGUUGUGUUAUCGAUGGUGUUCAGAUGAUUGUGGAAGAGAUGAAUAUCUUGACAACAGUCUUUCUAAGAUUUGAUAAUGAGAAAAUAUACUAUCCAAAUUCUGUUCUGGCGACCAAACCCAUCAGCAAUUUCUAUAGAAGCCCAGACAUGGGUGAUUCACUGGAGUUCUGUAUUGAUUUCAAGACACCACUUGAGAAAAUAGGUGCUCUGAAAGAAAAGAUAAAGAAGUAUUUAGAGAAAAAUCCACAACAUUGGCAUCCUAACCACAAUGUAGUCGUGAAGGAGAUUGAAAAUAUGAACAAGAUUAAGAUGGCUCUCUUUUUUAAUCAUACAAUCAACUUUCAAGAAUAUGGAGAGAAAAGCGCACGCAGAACUGAUCUAGCCCUUGAACUGAAGAAAACGUUUGAAGAGCUGCAUAUUGGAUAUGAUCUCCUUCCUCAAGAAGUUCGUCUAGUCAGGAGUAGUGUCAGCUAGGAUCAGCAGAUGAUUUUAUCUUUUAACUCGGUGAUGCCAGAGUGUUUUUGUCAUGCACCUAUAGAAAUGCUGAACUGGAGAAAGAUUCCGAACACUGCCUCUUGGUAGUACGUAAACAGAUAUACAGUCACCGUUGUUUGUACCGUGUAUAAAAUCUAGCUUCUCGAGAAGGAUGUUGAUUAAUCUUCAUUUUUCUUACCUCUUGGGUUUGCUGCUGGUUCUUCUGGCUUUUGUUUCGUUGUGAUUUCUGCUUCUCCGAAGUCUACUGCAGUUGAAUGUGCGUGUUAUUGGGUGCCUGAAUUAUACAAAAUCUUUUGUUGAAACGCAUUUUUCUCGUUUUUAUUUGUU
Olea europaea var. sylvestris is the source of this 2735-nucleotide messenger RNA. Its product is annotated as mechanosensitive ion channel protein 10-like. Gene Ontology annotation, biological process: detection of mechanical stimulus; transmembrane transport; monoatomic anion transport. The record is from RefSeq and is a predicted model, not a curated record. Gene Ontology annotation, molecular function: mechanosensitive monoatomic ion channel activity. The coding region runs from base 57 to 2387 and encodes 776 amino acids. The transcript has 7 exons. Gene Ontology annotation, cellular component: plasma membrane. Lineage: Eukaryota; Viridiplantae; Streptophyta; Magnoliopsida; Lamiales; Oleaceae.